ACGAGCGCUAGCGGGUCACUGGGAAUUAUCACAACCAAUUAAAACCACAGAGAAACAAAAAGGCGAAGUUGAAAAAAGGAAGAAGAAGAAGAAGAAAAUAGACAAAAUACAAAGUACAAUUUCAUCUAAAGUCGGCGUAGAGAAGAAGAAGGAACAUCAAUAGAUUCUGGAUUCUAUUAAGCACACAGCAUAGCAUGUUUCAUCGGCUCUUUUUCAAGUUUAUUACAGUGAUUACAAUUCUGCGGUGAAUUUUUUCAAAACUAAUCAAUUAUGGGUAACGAAGAAGGCGAUGAAGACAAUAGGGGAAAACCUUAUCAAGAAAAAGAUGAGAUGAAACUUUGGGGUAUUUUUGUUUUUGCAUUAAUCGGAGCUACUGCCACAACUUUUGCGGUUACACAAUUGCGAAGUACAGUGGAUUUUGUCUACUCUCAGUUGAGGCAGUCAGCACAGAGAAGUCGAGCUGGGGGUUCUUUUAGGACAAGUUUUCAGGAGGAAGCGUGGAAAAGAUAUAAUUGCAGGAUGCGGGAGGAGUAUGAAGAAGAAAUGGAGAGAGUGGAGCGCAUUCGCCGUAUGCAAAGUGUUUUCAACAGGGAGAGAAACAAACAUAAGAGGAGCUAUGAGAGCUGGCAAGAAAAUGGGCAAAGUGCAUAUCAUCAGCACUUCCAAAGAAAUGACUGGUACUGGAAGGCUGAUACAUCGUUCAGAGACCGGGGAACUAAUUUCAGGGAAGCUCCUAGGGCCAAUGCAAGCAACCCGUUGUCGCAUGAUUACUCAGUUUUGGGUCUUGAUAGGUCUAGGACGAAGCCUUACACGGAUGACGAGAUAAAGUCGGCAUUUAGGGAAAAGGCAAAGCAGUUUCACCCUGAUCAGAAUCAGCAAAACAAAGAGACUGCUGAAGCAAAGUUUAAGGAAGUCAUGAAGUCAUAUGAGGCUAUAAAAUCGGAAAGGAAGAAUGGCACAAGCAGAUAAAGAGCCAUGAUUAAUGCCUGAAAUUUUCUGUAACAUUUUAAAAGGUCAUGUCCACUUGAUGUUGUAUGUUAGUCUAGCUAAUCCAAGUGGUCCUUCAUGAUGGAUUCCUGGGAGACUAUCAAGCCAUUUGCUUCCAGCCUUGUGCUAAUCAACUGGUACACGUAGUCUCUUGACAUUCUUGGCUGCUUAUCGAGGUUUUCAGGAUACGCUUUGCAAUAGGUUCUUGUUUCUUUUUUCUUCAGUUGACGAGUUUUAAGAGUACUUCUACAGCCAGGAUUGUUGCUUUUGUAAUUCCUCUGCGGACUUCCAACUCUUCUGGAAGAGCGCAAUUUGUGACGUGGGAUAGCUGAACAUACGGAUUUACAUUGUAUAUCACACAGGCUUUAGUACACUGUAAGUUAGCUCAAGAUGUCGUCAAAUAAAGAGAGAAAAGGCUGUAAUCAGCCUAUGAAUUUUGCCAUGUAUUAAAUUUGAGUCAAGUGGUUGAUUAUGUUAUAUCCUUACUUGGUAGAAAAGAUAUGUAAGAAACUUCUUGAAAUUGUUCAUUGUAGCAUUCACAAAAGGUCGAACUUUAGAGAAAAUAACAAAUUAUAUGCUAUUAUUUUGUCAAGGUAUAUGCCAUAGAACUUUUACAAUAAUUUCAAUCUCAAGCUUCGAGCUUUUAAAUGA
Messenger RNA from Solanum tuberosum (potato), 1638 nucleotides. RefSeq lists its product as uncharacterized. The transcript has 7 exons. The record is from RefSeq and is a predicted model, not a curated record. The coding region runs from base 271 to 969 and encodes 232 amino acids. Lineage: Eukaryota; Viridiplantae; Streptophyta; Magnoliopsida; Solanales; Solanaceae.